AUGCCACUAGAUACACAUCCCCACUUUCCCGCACCCCCCUCCUCCACUUCCAACAAAGAACACGACAAUGACAACACAAGCACAGCUACCGCGAAGCCAGAACCCCAAUCAACUGAACCCAGUUCCAGGACUAGCACCACUCUUUCAGUCCAGCUGAAGCAAGAAUGUAACGACCUGCUUUCCCAGAUCGAUGGCUACCAAGCCCUCCUCACAUCCACACUACGGAAUCCUCAGCUCGUUGAGGUGCGCCAAUUCCGCUCCAGCGUAGUCUCCGAGCUGCGAAUGCUGGAGAAGCUAGGAAGGCAGAUUGAGGGGGCGAUAGGAGAGACAACUGCAGGACCAGGAACCAGUGAAACGGAAGAUGGCGUGACGUCGCAUGACCCUGAUUUGGAAAUGCGACUGGUGCACGCGCUUCGCUCGUCGAAUCUGCCGUUCUACCAGGCUGUCUGGAGGAUCGCGAGUGGGUCUUGUUCGGGGUUGGUUGCGCUGGGCAAGAGGUUUUACUGGGAUGGGGAGACGAAGGCGACGGAGAAGCAGAGUGCGGGUGGGAAAGGGAAAAUUGGUGGGGCUGUGCACCCGGAAAAGCAGCGAAACAAAGAUAAGCGCAAGAGUGUAUUUGUGGAUGUUGUGGCUGAUGAUGGGGAGGAGUGGGUGAAAGUAUCUACUGUCUCGGAGAGCCGGCUUUUGUUCGAGAUGGCGAAGAAGGGCUGGGAGGGUGAUAGUGAUGAGGAUGAGUGGUCUGAUGGGGGUAAAGGGCGGACUAUUUUGCAGAAUUUUGAUGAAGAAGAUGAAGGGGCUGACGAUGAUGAGUUGGAGCUCAUUAAGCUGGCCCGGGAUCUAAGGAAGGCGUCUGAUGCUACGCGCGUUAGAUAUAGACAUCCUCGGCUACGGGUUGUUAUCCCUAAGAUUGAAGAAGGAAGGAUUCCUGAAAUUGACGCUGUCUUGAACGAGAUGCGGAGCUAUGGUAUUCGCGUUGACUGUCAGGGGAGUCUGCCAGCAGAGACUCGCACUGGACUAGCCCAUCUCCUGCCUCAGCCGUUCAAAAACUUCACUUCGACCCUGAAUGUCGACUGCACUUUGCUCCUUGCCAUGGUAUCUGACUUGUCUCACGUCAAGGAUAUCCCAACGUCACCUCAUUUCCAUAGAGCCAUCGUUCGACAAAUUGAAGUUGAGCGGGAAAAACCACUGCUCACUUCUGAGCUCUGGCCGGCUAUGGAUGCUCAUGAGCUCCUAUCCACCACAGAGGCUGCAGUGCGCUUCCGGGAAAUUGUCGAUACCAUUGGGACAGAGACGGAGAAGAGCCGAUCUCGCAUGUUGCUGGGAGAAACACCAUACGAACAACUCGAUCGUGAGGCUCUUCUCCAGGAGUUUCAAAAAUUGUCUGAUUAUCAGGUGCCCGCAAAUUGGAAGCUCCCCAUCAAAGUCGUUGAAGCUCAGCAAGUGAUUGAUGCGGCCAAGACACAAGGUAACCUUCAUCCUGUGGUACAUGAAGUUGGGAAAGGCCUUUCGGACAUCAACCAUGGCGUUUUUUUGUACGGUUGGGUCACCCGUUUGACAACCAUUUCCAGCAAUCGCACAAUCGCCAAGCAAAUCGAGGCUACCGUCGAGGACAAUCGAAAAGGCGAUGAUAGCUUAGAAGGCCCUGACGUUUGGAUCUGUGAUACAGCGCGAAGUCUGGUUGGUAAAGACAAAGAUCGAAAACCAUAA
This is a messenger RNA of Penicillium digitatum Pd1, 1707 nucleotides long. RefSeq lists its product as uncharacterized. The record is from RefSeq and is a predicted model, not a curated record. NCBI's taxonomy places the organism in Eukaryota, Fungi, Ascomycota, Eurotiomycetes, Eurotiales, Aspergillaceae.